Molecule: messenger RNA, 1968 nt
Organism: Vespula pensylvanica (western yellowjacket)
Lineage: Eukaryota; Metazoa; Arthropoda; Insecta; Hymenoptera; Vespidae
Product: asparagine-rich zinc finger protein AZF1-like
Exons: 5
Coding region: 1-1941 (646 amino acids)
Biological process (GO): regulation of transcription by RNA polymerase II
Cellular component (GO): nucleus
Molecular function (GO): RNA polymerase II cis-regulatory region sequence-specific DNA binding; DNA-binding transcription factor activity, RNA polymerase II-specific
Source: RefSeq, a predicted model, not a curated record
AUGCACCUCGAGGAUUACCUCGUUGUCGACAAGAACGGGGAAAACGUAAGGCAACGUGUUUAUUCAACAAACGGGAUCGAUCAAGAAGAAUAUCUUCUUGAUUCAUCGUCUCGUUUGAUAUCCACAAUGAACGUCGUUGGAAGUACACGAGAAUCUUGUUGGACUAAUCAUCAUUCCUCGCAAGUGGAUAAUAUUGGAUCAUCCUCGCCAUUUUUAUCAACUUCAUCCAAUUCUUGUAAGAAAAAUGAUUGGGAAGAACUCUCGGUUGCUAUACAAUAUCCCGAUCAACGGCCUGAAACAUUAAGCAAUAAUUGCAAUGAAGUAAACAAUUGGAAUAACGAAAUUACGAGAAAUGGUGAUUAUUACGAUGACAAAACUAAUGGACGGCAAAGAUUGCCUUCGGUAGGAACAGCAUUCUCAUUUUCACGAGCUUUCGUAUAUCCCGAUUAUCAAGGGUAUCAGGAUUAUCAAGAGACCACAAAUUUAGUAACAUCGAUUAGUUCGCAAAACGAAGAAUUUCAGGAACUUGGUAGCGCCAUGCAAAUAGCUACCAAUGAAUUUGAUUUGAGUUUGAUUAGAGGCGAUCCUACUUCUUUGCUUGCUAAUGUUGAUUCUUCCUCGUCUUCGGCGUCAACGUAUUUGGAAGAGUUGCAGGAUCCGUUUCAAAACGUUGAUGGUCUAUGUUAUGCCGUUGGUCAUUUGGUAUCUUCACAAUCGAAUACACAAUUGUCCUCGGUGAAUUUUCAUCAGGAAAAUGUGGUUAAAGAUAAUCUUGGCAAUCAAGUGGUUUUACCUCAAAACGAAGGAUUACUUCUUGCCGAUCAACGUGUUCCAAGAUCUGACGUAACAGCGAAGAACGAAGUUUGCGAUAGAUCCUAUGAUCGUGCCACGGUAGAAGAUAAUAAUUUCAUGUCGACGUAUCAAUGUCGAUGGAUAGAUUGCGGAAGUGCUUUUACGGAACAAGAAAGUCUCGUAAGACAUAUUGAGAGGCGGCACGUAGAGUCUUCCUCUUCUAACGCGCAUGGACAUGGACGACGCGUACAGAGAGACAGAGAUAAGGAAAAGGAGAGAGACGGGGAUAGUUCUUUCUUAGGACAAACGAGUGGUCCAACGACAGGACAAGACGAAUUUGCUUGUCUUUGGCAAGGUUGUCCUCGUGCUAGACCAUUUAAUGCUAGAUACAAAUUACUCAUACAUAUGCGAGUACAUAGCGGUGAGAAGCCAAAUAAAUGCCCUUUCGCUGGUUGUAAAAAGGCAUUUUCCCGGCUUGAAAAUUUGAAGAUUCAUCAGAGAUCGCAUACCGGAGAGAAACCUUACGCCUGUCAACAUCGUGGCUGCACUAAAGCUUUCAGCAAUAGUAGCGAUCGAGCUAAACACCAGAGGACUCAUUAUGAUACGAAACCUUACGCUUGUCAAGUAAGCGGCUGUGGUAAACGUUACACGGAUCCAUCAAGCUUAAGAAAACAUGCAAAAAAUCAUGCGGAACCAACCACGUCGUUAAUGGCAUUACCAACAACUACUUUAGAUAAUAAAAUGUCUAUCGGUUAUAAUAAUUCGUCGAACGUAAUAACGGAACAUCGUAAAGAUACAACAAAUACGUUACAUCAGAUUAGACAGGCGAACAGUCCGCUCUCUACAAAUUAUAGAUCAUUAAAAAAUUUGGAAUCUUGUAGAGAAGAUGAUAUUGAUUUUCUUUAUACUAAUUUAUACGAAAGUGAAAGGAUCCCUUCCGUUUCGUUUGAUAAUAAUCAUCAAGAAUAUGUACCGAUAGAAUACAUGAAACGUUUUCUUAUCGAAGACAUAAAUAAUUCUCAAAACGAUUGUAAUACUGGAUAUGGCACGAACGACGAUGUUCCUGAUUUCCAAGAACUCGGUUCUGACAUCGAACAAGAGUUUCUUGAGUUAAGUAAUCUCAACGAUGCUGUUUUCAUCGAUGUUUAAUAUCGCAUAUUGUAUUUUUAUAUUUAA